Linum trigynum is the source of this 928-nucleotide messenger RNA. Lineage: Eukaryota; Viridiplantae; Streptophyta; Magnoliopsida; Malpighiales; Linaceae. The record is from the annotation of a GenBank genome assembly.
UGGUCUACCUCUUUCUUAAGGAUGGCAGUGAAACUCGGACCUGCGGGUACCCGGCCCGACCCUACCCGGUAAAAGCGGGUAAAAUCUUUGUUGAUCGGGUUUGGGCCGAGUUUGGGUUUAAACCCGAUGUCCUAUUGAAUAAGUUGGGGCGGGUUCGAAUUUGGGAGUAACCGACCCGUGGAUACCCGACCACACCCAAUAACCCUAACAAACAAUCUAACACUUGUUUCCCAAUUUCACCCCAACUCCCAGAAACCCAGACCGCCGCAUCUUCCAUCCUCUCCCUCUCUGAAUUGCAAUUCGCUCGCGAGGCUCCACCUCCCACCGCGGCGCCGCCCUCCCCCUGCUCCGCGCCUCCCUCCCUGACUCCAUUCCCGGCCUUCCGUCCCGACUCCAUUCCCCACGGUCGCCACCCGACCAGAUCUGAGUCUCGUCAUGCGGCCCUCCCCCUACUCCUCCUCUGCUUUGCGCCUCCGCGAGUCAUGGCUCUGCCUCUCACCGACGGUCGACUCAAAACUCUCUUUGAAUCGCGAGACUCCAUCUCCAGUUGAGAGACUCGCCGACAGCAGACCUCCCGUCCCAACUCCAUUCCCGCCACCCGCCGAAAUCCUGGUUCGCUUCUGCUCGGCCUCCCUCUGACCCCUGCUCCUCCUCUGGUCCGCUUCUGCUCGUCCGCCCACAAAAACCCGCGAAUACCCAGCGGGUUAGAUAGGUUUGAGUUUUUCAAACCAAACGGGUUUUACCCUGGGAUUUUUUGGCGGAUAAACCCAUAGAUUUGGGUUUGGUAAAACCCGCCCCAACUCGACCCAUUGUCAUCCCUACUCUUUCCCCAAACGGUCCACCUCUUUCAAUAAUUGGUCCACCUGAUGAACCAUUGCUAGUGAUAUCAUCAUAUAUAAUUAGAGUCCAAUAACAAUAGAUAUGCUUC